This is a messenger RNA of Arachis ipaensis, 3871 nucleotides long. The record is from RefSeq and is a predicted model, not a curated record. NCBI's taxonomy places the organism in Eukaryota, Viridiplantae, Streptophyta, Magnoliopsida, Fabales, Fabaceae.
CAAUCUUUUUAAGAGGAAUUACAAUUUAUUGCACUUCCGCGACGUCGUUCUACCUUUCUGAUAUUUAUUUAGCCUGUGUAGCUUUUAAAGUUCUUAAUGUUUUGGCCUUUUGUUGUUGUUUGGUGUGCUUCAUCAUUGAUCUGUGUUGCGUGUUUUGAUUCACCAUACUUCCAACUUGGAAAGGUCCAAGUUUCACCACCGAUUGCGUCGUGACUCUUGAGGAUCUAGAAAACUAGCCUCAAAAUAUCACAUCAUUUGUUCUUUGAAAAUACAUGACAAAAUUAAUAUUAACAUUCUUAUGCUAUAUACCUAACAAAUGGAUGCCGGUCACCAUGUUCUGCUCUUCCUUCAUGAAUAAGUCAACAACACUCAGUUUCUUCAAUACUACCCUCGAAACCCACCACAACAAUCACACACUACUGAUCCUAACUUCCCGCAAACAUGAGAAUCUUCUUCACUCACCUUAACUCCCUCAUCAUCCUUGUUAUUAGCUUCUUCUUCUUUAUCACUCCAUCAACCUCUUUGGAUACUUUAACCGGGACUCAAAUCCUCACAACCAACCAAACCUUGUUGUCAAAAAACCAAACCUUCGUUCUAGGCUUCUUCAGAGGUUCCAACACCAACUAUUACCUCGGAAUAUGGUACAACAACAUCAAUCCUCGAACAAUAGUUUGGGUUGCAAACAGAGACAACCCCGUUGACAACUCUACCGGCCAUCUCAAGAUUGGAGACAACGGAAACUUUGUCCUCCUCAAUUCAUCCGGGAAACCCGCAUGGUCCUCCAACCAAACCAGCGCCAAGAAUCCAGUUCUUCAGCUCCUCGAUACCGGUAACCUUGUUCUCAAAGAUUCAUCAGACAAGACCAAUAAUAACUACUUAUGGCAGAGCUUUGAUUACCCAACGGAUACCGUGUUACCGGGGAUGAAGAUCGGUUGGAACUUGGACACAGGAACGGAGAAGCAUUUAACAUCAUGGAAGGUUACAGGUGAAGACCCUUCAAGCGGUGACUUCACUAUGAAGUUAGAUUACCAUGGUUUACCUGAGGCUUUCCUCAGGAAAAACCAAACUAUAAUAUUCCGAACUGGUCCUUGGAAUGGUGAGGGAUACAGUGGGAUCCCGGCGAUGAAAAACAACAUCGACGGUCUCAAGUUCAAUUUCACUUAUGAUGAGCACAGUGUGUGGUACUCUUUUUCCAUUACAGAACCUUCCUUGUUGCCGAGGAUAAUUGUGACAUCUGAUACUGAUGGCGAGUUUCAACGCUACAUGUGGAUACAAGGAAGUUGGAACAAGUUCUGGUAUCAACCAGCGGAUCAAUGCGAUUACUAUAGACAGUGUGGUCCGUACGGAGUGUGUGACGAGAAUGCUUCAUCGAUUUGCAAGUGUAUGCAGGGGUUCAGGCCUAAGAACCAAGAAGCUUGGAACUUGAGAGAUGGAUCUGAUGGGUGUGUGAGGAACACGGUUUUGAAUUGUUCCACUGACAAGUUCUUGCAUCUUGAGCACACGAAGCUGCCGGAGACAAGCAGUGUGUUUGUGAAUAAGAGUAUGACACUUGAUGAAUGUGGGAGUUUGUGUAAGAGGAAUUGUUCAUGCACUGCAUAUGCAAACAUCGAUAUCAGAAAUGGAGGAAGUGGCUGUGUUAUGUGGCUUGGUCAACUCAUUGACACGAGAGUCUACAGUACGGAUGGCCAAGAUCUCUAUGUCAGAUUAGCAGCUGCUGAUAUAGGAUCUACUAGCUCCAACAAGAAUCAUAGAGUAGUCCAGGCUGUUGGCAUCACACUUAUUUUAGUUUUGGGAUUGGUUGCUAUUUGUUACCUAAUGAAGAAGAGUAAACAAAGAUCUAGAGCCGCUAUUCCAGGUUUUGUCCGCAGAAGUCAUGAUUGGAUAAUGAAUGCGGUGGUGUUUUCUAGAAAACACUUAGGUGAUGAAAGGAACAUGGAUGAUCUGGAAUUGCCAAUGUUUGAUUUCGAUACCUUAACAAUGGCUACAAACAAUUUCUCUCAAGAUAAUAAACUUGGAGAAGGAGGCUUCGGUAGUGUUUAUAGAGGAAGAUUGAUUGAAGGCCAAGAGAUUGCUGUGAAGAGAUUAUCAAAGAAUUCUGGACAAGGAAAUGAAGAGUUCAAGAAUGAAGUCAAGUUAAUUGUCAAGCUGCAACACCGAAAUCUUGUUCGGUUGCUUGGUUGCUGCAUUGAGAAGGAUGAGAAGAUGUUGGUGUAUGAGUAUAUGGAAAAUAGAGGCCUUGAUUCCAUUUUAUUUGGUAGUAUUGUUUAUUUCAAUAUUUUCUACUUUCUGAUUAUGAUCUAUAUUUGUUUUGCUCUUAUCCUUAGUUUAUAUGUAUUAAUAAUAACUGAUGUUGCAGACAAAUCGAAAAAACCCUUGCUUGAUUGGGAAAGACGUUUCAAUAUUAUAUAUGGGAUAGCCAAAGGGCUUCUUUAUUUGCAUCAAGAUUCGAGAUUUCGAAUUAUUCAUAGAGAUCUCAAGACAAGUAACAUAUUAUUAGAUAAUGAAAUGAAUCCAAAAAUAUCAGACUUUGGAAUGGCUAGAAUUUUUGACAAAGAUCAAAUGCAAGCAAAAACAUUAAGAAUUGUUGGAACAUAUGGUUAUAUGUCUCCUGAAUAUGCUAUGGACGGAAACUUCUCAAUAAAAUCUGAUGUUUUUAGCUUUGGAGUUAUGGUAUUGGAGAUUAUAACUGGAAAAAAGAAUCGAAAGUUUUACAGUGAUAACAAUGAAUUGAAUCUUCUAGGAAAUGUAUGGAGGCAUUGGCAUAAAGGAACUGCACUGACACUAAUUGAUCCAUCCAUUGGCAAUUCAUAUGCAAAAUCUAAAGUUAUGAGAUGCAUACAUAUUAGUCUCUUAUGUGUACAAGAACGUGCAGAAGAUAGACCAACAAUGCCUUCAGUGGUCUUAAUGUUGAGUAGUGAAGCUCCAUCAAUGCCAAAACCUAAAAUUCCUGGAUUUUACGCAAGGACAAAUGAUCCAGAGAUUGAUUCAUCUUCAAACAAGCAAAAUGAAAUAUGGAGUGUGAAUCAAGUCACAAUCACAAUGUUAGAUGCUAGGUAGUUUAUGACGAAUGAUAUCAUCCACUAUUUCUGUAUAUAUUCUUAAAAAAAAGGAGAGACAAAUUCUACUUCCAUUUAUGGUUCUUUUUAUUCUUUAAUCAAGUUAGAUUUGAUGAGUCAGAUUUUUAGUAAUAAGAAAUUAAGAAUCAAAUUUGGAUGAUUCAAUCAGAAUACAUAGACAAAAAUUCAUAGCUUAAAUGAAGUUUAGAUCCAGGGACAAAUUAGUUUUUGAUCUACUGGACUCGGAAAUACCAUGAUCUCAUAAUACCAUUAGCUUAUAAUUUUUUAAGAGUCAUAAUUUUAAAAGUAAUUCUAAUCAUAUUAAAGUUUUUUUUUUUAACUCUUCGGGUUUUUUCCGUUGCUUAACAAAGAAAAAAUUUCAACCCUAAAGUAACCUACCAAAUCUUGCUUAUAAGAAAAUAAAAAUAAAUAAAAACUACCAAUUUUCUCCGAAGUAUAGAUACUCCACUUUAUGUUUGAUAAGAAUUAUGAACUAUAUUACUGUUAUAGAAUACAGUUAUCAUAUUGGUUUAAGCAUUCUCAUCUGAUAAAGAAGCAAAAACUCAUUCUAAUAUAAAAACGAGUUAUAUCUCAACUAUUCUCAUCAAGAGCAGAACAAUUUGCAUCAUCAUUGACACACUUGACAAGGAUAUUGGAGAAUUAAAGUUUUCGUUUUCGUUGUUACUUUCAGCAAAAAAUGAAUAUUAGGAUUCCAGUCUUAUUAUUUUAGGACAUCCCGACUUGUAGUUUAACUGGUUAGGCACAUUCAGAGUAAAUGAUCAAUGAAUGGUUAUUAUUACUAUCCAGCCCUUAUU